Messenger RNA from Telopea speciosissima, 2840 nucleotides. RefSeq names its product triacylglycerol lipase SDP1-like. Lineage: Eukaryota; Viridiplantae; Streptophyta; Magnoliopsida; Proteales; Proteaceae. The transcript is spliced from 4 exons. Bases 169 to 2724 code for a protein of 851 amino acids. Gene Ontology annotation, molecular function: triacylglycerol lipase activity. Gene Ontology annotation, biological process: lipid metabolic process. The record is from RefSeq and is a predicted model, not a curated record.
UUCUCCAUGUCCUCAUCUCUUUCUACGAAUUCGGCCAGGCGUCACCAGGUUUCUGGUAUAAACUCUCACUUACCCACCGAAUUAACAGGCUGAGUUCUUCAGAUAUUUGAGACAGUUGCGUUUUAGGCAGAAAAGUCAUAUUGACCUCAUUUUUUUUCUCCCUGAGAAAUGGAUAUCAGUAAUGAUGCCAGCAUUGUUCCAUUUUCAAUUGGACCGUCUACAAUCAUUGGCCGGACCAUUGCUUUUAGAAUUUUGUUCUGUAAGUCGAUGUUGCAGUUCAUGCAGCAGAUCUUUGGUGUUAUAAGGAAUUAUCUUCGGCAAUUUAAGGGCUGUAUCAUACCACUGAUCUCCUGGUUACAUCCCAAAAAUCCUCAAGGGAUAUUGGUAAUGGUGACACUCAUAGCUUUUUUGCUCAAUAGAUACACAAAUGUUAAACUGAAGGCUGAAUUGGCUAACCGAAGGAAAUUCUGGAGGAAUAUGAUGAGAACUGCUCUAACAUACGAGGAAUGGGCACAUGCAUCUAAGAUGCUUGAUAAGGAAACACCAAAAAUGAAUGAAUCAGAUCUCUAUGAUGAGGAACUGGUUAGAAAUAAGCUCCAGGAGCUACAGCACCGUCGCCAGGAGGGUUCUCUCAAAGAUAUAAUAUUCUGGAUGCGUGCUGAUCUAGUCAGAAAUCUAGGUAAUAUGUGCAAUCCAGAACUUCACAAGGGUCGCCUUCAUGUUCCCAGGCUCAUAAAGGAGUACAUUGAUGAGGUCUCCACUCAGCUGAGAAUGGUAUGCCACUCUGACUCUGAGGAGCUGCUCUUGGAAGAGAAACUUGCAUUUAUGCAUGAAACAAGGCAUGCCUUUGGGAGGACAGCGUUGCUCUUGAGUGGUGGCGCAUCCCUGGGAGCAUUUCAUAUCGGUGUGGUGAAGACUCUUGUUGAGCAUAAACUUUUGCCCCGAAUAAUUGCAGGUUCUAGUGUGGGAUCAAUCAUGUGUUCUGUUGUUGCCACUAUGUCCUGGCCUGAGCUUCAAAAUUUCUUCGAAGAUUCUUGGCACUCAUUAAAGUUCUUUGAUCAGAUGGGUGGGAUUUUAACUGUUUUCAAGAGGGUUAUGACACAAGGUGCCGUUCAUGACAUAAGGCAGUUGCAGAUGUUGCUGAGACACCUCACUAGUAAUCUAACAUUUCAAGAAGCAUAUGACAUGACUGGCCGGAUUCUUGGGAUCACGGUUUGCUCGCCAAGGAAGCAUGAGCCUCCAAGAUGCCUUAACUACUUGACAUCGCCUCAUGUUGUUAUAUGGAGUGCCGUGACUGCUUCUUGUGCUUUUCCUGGCCUUUUUGAGGCACAGGAACUGAUGGCAAAGGAUAGAAGUGGUGAGAUUGUUCCAUAUCACCCACCAUUUAAUUUGGGUCCUAAAGAAGGUCAAGGUGCACCAGUACGUAGAUGGAGAGAUGGUAGCUUGGAGAUCGAUUUACCCAUGAUGCAACUGAAGGAGCUGUUUAAUGUCAAUCAUUUUAUUGUAAGCCAGGCAAAUCCUCAUAUUGCACCCUUUUUGAGGCUAAAAGAGCUUGUGAGAGUUUAUGGGGGCAACUUUGCUGCCAAGCUUGCUCACCUUGCCGAAAUGGAAGUGAAGCACAGAUUCAGCCAGAUACUGGAACUCGGUUUUCCAUUGGGAGGAGUUGCUAAGCUGUUUGCUCAGGAUUGGGAGGGGGAUGUGACUGUAGUUAUGCCUGCUACUCUUGCUCAGUAUUCAAAAAUUAUACAGAAUCCAUCUCAUGUGGAGCUUCAAAAGGCUGCUAACCAGGGCAGGAGGUGCACCUGGGAAAAGCUCUCGGCCAUAAAGGCCAACUAUGGCAUUGAGCUUGCACUAGAUGAGUGUGUUGCAGUUCUCAAUCACAUGCGUAGGCUCAAAAAGAGUGCCGACAGGGCAGCAGCUUCAUAUGGAUUAGGCAGCACAAAUAGGUUCCAUGCUUCCAGGAGGAUCCCCUCAUGGAACAGCAUCGCACGAGAAAACUCAACAGGGUCCCUUGAAGAAGAAAUCGUUUCAGAUGGUGGUGGACACUCAGGAGCAUAUUCAGGCCGGAACUUCCAUCUCCACCGUAACAUGCAUGAGGGAAGUGAUAAUGAGUCAGAGAGUGUGGACCUUAAUUCUUGGACAAGAUCUGGUGGGCCUUUGAUGAGGACAAUGUCAGCGAAUGAGUUCAUUGAAUUUUUCAAAAAUUUGGAUAUUGAUGCCGAACUAAACAAGUCCCGGACAAGAGAAGAUGAAUUGAAAGGUGUUCAAUCUAACUCUUAUGUAAUUCAUAUGGCAAAAAUGGAUCCCUAUAAUCAUAGCUCCAGCUUAGCAGUAGCAGACAGAAGCUCAGAGAACAUGGAGUUUGAUCAGCAGGAUGGAAGUAAUAGAGUUCUGGCUACCACAUCCAGUAUCACUGUGACUGAAGGGGACCUGUUGCAACCUGAAAGAAUCCACAAUGGAAUUGUGUUCAAUGUUGUGAAGAAGGAAGACCUGAGGUCCCAUAGGUGUCACGAUUCUGAUAGUCACCACAAUUCACCUGAGAGUCCAGUCGCAGAAUGUGUGCAACUUGAGAGUCUAGGCAAGGAUAUGGAUUCCAGUUCAGCUUCUGAAUGUGAUGAGGAUGAUGGAACUUUUUCAAACUGCAUCAAUGAAAUGGCUUCCCACCAUAAUCCUGAGGAUCACUCUGGCUCAUAUGAUGGUAAUUGCCAAGAUAUGGACAGUUGAGAUUGGAACCUCUCUUUUUUCUGUAAAUUUAGAAACAACAUAAGAUGGAGUUCAUUCCAGGAUCGAGGCUAUGCUAAAGUUCUGAUAUUGGGAGCAGAAGGGAGGCUCCCUUCUAC